This is a messenger RNA of Trametes versicolor FP-101664 SS1, 2022 nucleotides long. RefSeq lists its product as uncharacterized. Lineage: Eukaryota; Fungi; Basidiomycota; Agaricomycetes; Polyporales; Polyporaceae. The transcript is spliced from 6 exons. The record is from RefSeq and is a predicted model, not a curated record. The coding region runs from base 86 to 1516 and encodes 476 amino acids.
AUCGUCCCCGCCAUCCCCCUCAACCUGCCCGCUCCUUUGUUCCUUCUGCUGUUUUGUCCCGACACGACCUGAGGGUGGUCGCACCAUGCUCCGGUUGACCUCGGACCACUUCCCAGUCUUUGUACCAUUUGGGAUCAUUGGCUUUUAUCGAUACUUGUGGUACCUAAUACGUAUAGCUGCCUCCCUCGCCUACCGCCCCGUCCCCCUACCAGAGAACCCAACCUACAUCGCCGAGGAAGAUGUCACGAUCGUCGUCCCCACCAUCGACGCCGGAGAGGAGUUCAAGGAGGCCGCCCACAGCUGGCUUGUCGGCAAGCCCAAGGAGAUUCUCAUCAUCACCGAGGAGAAAAUGCUUGGCCCUCUGCAAGACCUCGCCAACCAGGUCGACCCCGAGCGCAUCCGCGUCUUGACCGUCCCCUUCGCCAACAAACGCCUCCAGAUGUCCCACGGCAUCAAAAACACCACGACCGACAUUAUCGUCUUCGCCGACGACGACGCUAUCUGGCCUCCUACCCUCCUCCCGUACACCCUGGCGUGUUUCGAGGACCAGAAGGUCGGUGGUGUCGGAACCUCGCAGCGUGUACAGCCUGUCGGCAACCGCAUGACGGUCUGGGAGGUUCUCGCCGCUUUCCGUCUCUCGAUCCGGAACAUCGAGAUCGCCUCGUCGACCCACAUCGACGGCGGUCUGCCGUGUCUCUCCGGCCGUACUGCUGCCUACCGCACGGUCAUCCUGAAGGAUCCCGAGUUCUUGCACGGCUUCACGCACGACUACUGGCUUGGGAAGUACCAGCUCAACUCGGGCGAUGACAAGUUCCUCACCCGCUGGAUGGUCGCCCACGGCUGGAGCACCUACGUCCAGUGCUGCAAGGAGGCUGAGCUCCUCAGUACGAUGAAGCCCAACUGGCGGUUCUUGAAGCAGGUGCUUCGAUGGACACGUAACACCUGGCGGUCGGACUUGCGUUCUCUCUUCACCGAGCGGUACAUCUGGACAUCGCAUCCGUAUGUUGCGUACACGAUGGUUGACAAACUGUUCAACCCGUUCACGUUGCUUGCGGGACCGGUUUUCGUCGGCAUAGUGGUUUACAAGUCGACAAUCCCGGUUGAUGACGGCGGUUUCCAUUUGCCUUGGUGGAACGUUGUGGUCAGUUAUUUCGUUUGGUUGUUCGCUACCCGGACGGCGAAGCUCCUUCCCCAUCUGUGGUACCGGCCACAAGACGUCAUCCAUGUACCCGCCUUCAUCCUAUUCGGCUACUACUUCUCCAUCAUGAAGAUUUAUGCACUACUGACGCUUCACGAGACUGGUUGGGGUACCCGUGCCGGUAUCGGCGAUGCUCGGGCUGCCACUGCAGCGGCGGACGCGGGCGCAGGUGGUCAGGGUUACGUGGAGAAGCUCCCGGACACGCCCAGCUACCCGCAACAGCAGUACCCACAACAACCAUACUCCCCACAACCACCACAGCAGCAGCAGUACUACCAGCAGCCACCAGUGGAGAUGCAGGCAGGAUACGCGCGGUGAUCGUGAUCGCCGCCGUGCUCGCGGGUGUGUACGAGUCGAGAUGCCCCUCACUGCUACGUUCCGAACUUCUUUCUCCUACCGCACAUUUCUCCCUAGGCAUUCAUCCUCUACACCCGGCUCCUGCCUCACAUCGUCUACGCUCCCCAUCUACGGUACCCAGAAUAUACCCACCGUGUCUCACAGCCCGGUGCAUGGAGAUCUAGUCGUCUGCCGUCCCCGCCACGUCGUACUACACGCUCGCCCACGCUCGCCGCCGACGCCCCGCACCACCGCCGUUGUCUCGCUACGCUUGCAUCCCGGAUAGUGUGUGCAUGUAAUAUGUACAGUCUGCCCGCCCGUCUUCUCGGACCCUUCGCGUAGAUCCCCUGCUGCGCUGCCGGCUCUCGCGGGGUCUGUGUGGGCACGGGCCGCCACCGCAGCGCGGGUCUUGAACUUUACGACAGCAUGGAUGUUCAUAGCACAACACCUCCGUAUCUAUUAUAGCGUCGGGCUCCGGUGCCACCCCC